Coprinopsis cinerea okayama7#130 is the source of this 315-nucleotide messenger RNA. RefSeq lists its product as hypothetical. The coding region runs from base 1 to 315 and encodes 104 amino acids. Gene Ontology annotation, biological process: protein import into mitochondrial matrix. Lineage: Eukaryota; Fungi; Basidiomycota; Agaricomycetes; Agaricales; Psathyrellaceae. Gene Ontology annotation, cellular component: TIM23 mitochondrial import inner membrane translocase complex. The transcript has 2 exons. The record is from RefSeq and is a predicted model, not a curated record.
AUGACGCUCGACGAGGCUCAGCUCAUCCUCAACGUCAAAAAGGAUGCAACACUAGAGCAGGUUCUCAAGAACUACGAGCAUCUCUUCAAAGCCAACUCUCCACCCGCAAAGGCAGAAAAACCAGCAAAGCCGGCAGCAAAAGGCGCAGCGUCCAUCCCAACACAUUCGCAUUACCUCCAAUCAAAAGUCGUCAGAGCAAAGGAACGGUGGGAGGCAGAACUCAAGGCGUCAGAUGGUCAACCUUCACCUGCUCCCGAAGCCCAAGCACCUCCACCUCCACCCUCAUCCAACGCUCCUCCACCCCCUUCAAGCUAA